AUGAAAGGCACAACUAAGAGAUCGGAUUUAUACGAGAGGGUGUCUGGCUGCUUUGAACAUCUGAAACUCCCCUGGAGUAAACUGGCAAAUGUAAUCACAGAUGGAUCACCAAAUUUAACUGGGGAAAAUGUAGGAUUUUUAAAAAGAAUUCAGGACAAAGUAAAGGAAGACGACCCUGAUAAAGAGAUGAUUUUUCUGCAUCGUAUUAUACAUCAGGAGCCCCUCUGCAAAAAUGUCCUGGACAUUGAUCAUGUUGUUCACAUAGUAGUGAAAAUAGUGAACUACAUAAGAGCGAGAGGACUUAAUCAUCGGCAAGUCAUUUCCUUUCUUGAAGACACUGACACCAAACACCAAGACUUACUUUACCUUACAAAUGUCUGCUGGCUCAGCCUAGGAAAGAUAGUGUGGGAGCUCAGAGAUGAAAUUUGCACUUUUCUGGAGAUGCAGGAGAAAGAAAAUGAUUUCCUUGAAUUAAAGAAUUCAAACUGGGUGUGUGACCUCACUUUUGUUGUGGAUAUCUUGGCACAUUUAAAUGAACUUAAUGUGAAGUUGCAAGGAAAGAAUGUGUUUGUACACGAAUUGUAUUCUAAUGUGACAGCUUUCAAAGUCAAGUUAGUCUUGUUUUCAAAACAAAUUAAGGACAAAGUGUUCGCUCCCUUUCCAACACUGAAAUACUUGGAGGUGUCGCCAAAGCAGACAGAAAAGUACAGCAAAACGUUGAGUGACUUGCAUGAAGAAUUUUCUCGUCAAUUCUCUGACUUUGAGAAGAUAGAGAGGACACUGGAGCUGGUGUCAUACCCACCAUGGAUUUGA
Molecule: messenger RNA, 813 nt
Organism: Chrysemys picta bellii (western painted turtle)
Lineage: Eukaryota; Metazoa; Chordata; Testudines; Emydidae
Source: RefSeq, a predicted model, not a curated record